Molecule: messenger RNA, 585 nt
Organism: Penicillium salamii
Lineage: Eukaryota; Fungi; Ascomycota; Eurotiomycetes; Eurotiales; Aspergillaceae
Source: the annotation of a GenBank genome assembly
AUGAAAGUUGUCAUUCAAAGAGUGAAGUCAGCGUCUGUCACCGUUGAUUCGGAGUUGAUUUCAUCUAUUGGGAAAGGGCUGCUUGUCUUUGCUGGCAUUGGCAAAGAGGACAGUGAGAAGGAGGCCGAGAACCUUGUUAACAAGGUGUUGAAGGCCAAAUUCUGGCCCGAUGAGAACGGAGCACAAUGGAAAAAGAACGUCAAAGACAUUGAGGGAGAGGUUCUAUGUGUUUCCCAGUUCACCCUCUACGGCAAAAUGAAAAAAGGCAACAAGCCCGACUUCCACGAUGCAGCUAGCCCCGACACAGCACGCAAGCUUUAUGACCACUUCUAUGCGAAAAUGUGCGAUGGUUAUCAACCGGACCGGGUCAAGAAUGGUGUCUUCCAGGCGAUGAUGGAGGUUGAACUCAAGAAUGACGGGCCGGUGGGUGUAGACUACUGCAGCGAAGACGCGGCGGUUACCAUCGAGAUCAACACCAACCUCCCCAAAAAGGAACCCAAGGAGCAGAAAGACGAGAAGAAGCCAGAUGAGCAUGAGAUUAAGGACUCAUAUGAGUUCCAAAUUCCAGCUGAGCUACUACAAUGA